AUGACAGCCUGGCUGCUUGUCCUGCUGCUGCCCCUGCUCCAGCCCCGCGCCGUCCAGCCCGCACCCCCAACCUGCUACUCCCGGAUGCUGGGCCUCAGCCAGGAGAUCGAGGGUGCCUUCCAGACUCUGCAAUCCAUGGAGGCCUCGGAGCCGUGUGUGAGGUACCUGCCCAGGCUGCACCUGGACAUACACAACUACUGUGUGCUGGCCAAGCUGCGGGCCUUCGUGGCAUCGUCCCAGUGCUGGAAGGUGGCCCAGGUGGAGAUCCUGAAGGACAAGGUGCGGAAGCUCUAUACCAUCAUAAACUCCUUCUGUCGCCAGGACUUGGUGUUCCUGUCAGAUGACUGCAAUGCCUUGGAAUACCAGAUCCCAGUGACCACAGCCCUGCCAGAUCACCAGCUGUAG
Messenger RNA from Elephantulus edwardii (Cape elephant shrew), 405 nucleotides. It is a transcript of the gene CYTL1, whose product is annotated as cytokine-like 1. The record is from RefSeq and is a predicted model, not a curated record. Gene Ontology annotation, biological process: positive regulation of transcription by RNA polymerase II. The transcript is spliced from 4 exons. Lineage: Eukaryota; Metazoa; Chordata; Mammalia; Macroscelidea; Macroscelididae. Bases 1 to 405 code for a protein of 134 amino acids.